ACUGGGAAAAGUACUGUGGGAGGUUCAGAAAGCGACUGAGAUUGCAGGGAGUGGCUUUGUAUCGACAACUACUUCCAGUUUCUGCUGUACACAGGAUACAGCACAAUGAAUUCUGCUGCGCUGUUCUUGACUUUGUACUUUGCAAGUACUUACUCUCAACAACUAUGUGACCAUCCUCCAAAUGAGUGGUGCAGCACCUGGUAGAUUGCUAAAGCCUGUAAGGUAGAGCAACAGUGCAUUGAGUACUAUUCUCACAAUGACCUUAAAAUGAGGAAUGAGUCGGCUGUACAGGUUGAACUGUACUAUGAGAGCCUUUGUGGAGGUUGCCGCAAAUUUCUUGUUCUUCAACUCUUCCCAACUUGGCUAAUGCUAAAUGACAUUAUGAAUGUUACACUGGUACCUUAUGGGAAUGCACAGGAGAAGAACGUCUCUGGAAAAUGGGAGUUUACGUGUCAGCAUGGACCAGAUGAAUGCUACGUAAAUACAAUAGAGGCCUGUAUUAUGCAUCAUCUAGGAGACAUACAACUCUAUUUUCCUGUUAUUUUCUGCAUUGAAUUCUCCUCCAAUUUGACAAGUGCUUUGGAGCCGUGCCUAGCAGCCUAUCAAAUAGAUCUUUCAGUCAAAACUGUAAUGGACUGUGUGAAUGGUGACCUGGGUAACAAACUUAUGCACCAGAAUGCCUUGAAAACCGAUGCACUAAAUCCUCCGCAUGAGUACGUGCCAUGGGUGGUCAUUAAUGGGAAACACGAUGAUUCUCUUCAAGAAAAAGCUUUAAGUGCAUUGUUCAACCUUAUCUGUGAAAUGUACACUGGGCCAAAACCAGAUGCUUGUUCGGGUUCGCAGAAGGGACUGACUCCAUUAAAGAGGAAUUCUGUGUGUUUAAACUGAAUCAUUACAGAUCAAAGACUUACUACAAGAAUUGUGCAAAAUUAAAUCUUAAAAAACAUGUGAAAGUA
Messenger RNA from Bufo gargarizans (Asiatic toad), 956 nucleotides. It is a transcript of the gene IFI30, whose product is annotated as IFI30 lysosomal thiol reductase. Gene Ontology annotation, cellular component: lysosome. The transcript is spliced from 7 exons. Gene Ontology annotation, molecular function: oxidoreductase activity, acting on a sulfur group of donors, disulfide as acceptor. The coding region runs from base 268 to 888 and encodes 206 amino acids. NCBI's taxonomy places the organism in Eukaryota, Metazoa, Chordata, Amphibia, Anura, Bufonidae. The record is from RefSeq and is a predicted model, not a curated record.